UUUCAUAUGUUUUUUUGUAGUUUGAAAUCUCUAUUUAAACAAACGUCUAAAAAGCAGCACUAAUUGAUAUUUAGCUAAAUUGAUAUAAUUUAAAUGUGAACAUGUUAUUACAAUGUGAAUAUCACUGCAAUUAAAUAUUUUCUUUUACCUGCAGGCAGCAUUUCUGGUAUUAUUUUAUAAAAAAUAAUGCCAAUUGUUAUUUCAUGGCGAAGCUUUCUCGCAAUAAGCGCUUUUCUGGUCUGCAUGUAGCCUACUCGUUGAUUGUGAUGGUAAUCUACCCAAUCUGGCAACCCUGGGAAGCACUUUUGUGUGUUUUCCCACAUGUGGGAGUCGCAUGAAAUUGGACACUUUCUUGAGUGAGAAGGACGCUUGACGAUGGAUUGAGGCAAGAAUAUGUUUGCUCUGUACACAUAAUUUGCAGAAACGUUACGCAGGUCUGGUGUCCGUGUAGCGCGACAACAAAAAACGAAAUAUCUUUUAGCUGACGGAUCUUGGCUCUGCUCAGUCUCCACAGUGAGAGCAUCAGCUCGAACAAGAACCUGCGGCUUCAGCACCCACUUGACUCCGAUUGCUGCUCCAAACGCAUGCAACUUCUCAUGUAAGAUGCAGUCUGCAACAAAUAUUAGAGACAGAUGUGGGAACUGAAAAAGUGAAAAGUGGGUUGUGAAUGGAGAACAAGGCAAUGUAUCUGACCACCAACAGUGAAGAUAGGGAUAACAGCUCAUUUUAUGAGGAGGGCUACGAUGGGAUGCAUCUAUCAAAACUCAACCUAUGUGAAGAAGUUGGUUCUUCAAAGUACAGGAGAAAGACAUAUAAUUGCUGUGGUCAAUCGGAUUCCUUCACUGCAAUCAAAUAUGCCAUUGUGUCCCUUUAUAUUCUGGUACUGCUCACCAUAUUUGGCCUCUGCAUAGCAGUAUCAAAAUCCCAUGCAUCUUCACAGAGGGAGGAAGCACUGCUGGAGAAUAUGACUCGUCUGGGAGAGCACACUGAGACCUUGCAGAGAUCUCUCAGCCAACUCCCCUCCCAAAGCGACGACCUUCUGGAGAACAUCUGGAAGCUUGAGAGCCUCUUCCAUAAUCAUAGCGAACAGCUGCAACAGCUUGGGCGACUAGCACAGGGCUUGGAGCGUGACAUCAAAGAUCUGCAGGCUUUCUCCGAGCACACCACUGACUCUGUGGCUCAACUCUGGGAACAUCUAGCCAUGAUCAGUCAUUCUAGUCAAAGGAACAGCAGCAGUCUGGGAGAGGAGUUGGCCAUUGCUGCUGGCUCUAUCCGAACACAGGAUGCAGUUUUAAAGACAAUGGAGGUAAACGUAGAGACUCUACAGGAGCGUCUGAAGGAGGUGGGGUGGACAGUGCAGACAUUAAACCAUUCACUUAGUGGAGAUUUGAGUCUGCACCAGGUGAAAAUCUGUGAACUACAGGAGAAGAUUGUAAAUGUGUCCCAUGAUGCCACAACCAUGAGGAUCACACAAAUACACCUUGAGGAACAGAUCAGGAAUGAGAUUGAAAUCCUAAACGUCAUCACUGCAGAUCUGAGGCUAAAGGAAUGGGAGCACUCCAUGGCACUCAAAAAUUUAACUGUAUUACAAGGACCCCCGGGACCAAAGGGUGAAAAGGGUGAUGUGGGGCCCCUGGGACCAGCUGGACUUCCUGGUUUGACGGGAAUAAGAGGCUUGUCAGGAGAAAAGGGCAUUCAGGGUCCUCGUGGACUGGCAGGAAAAGGUGGGCAGGAUGGUCACAAUGGAGAAAAAGGAGAGAUUGGACCUGAGGGACCAAAAGGUAUGAGAGGAGAAAGAGGCCAGAAAGGAGAGAAGGGAGAGCGUGGAGACAAAGGAGGGAAAACAGUUGAAGAAACUCUCGUACGGCUUGUGAACGGCUCCGGGCCUCAUGAGGGUCGAGUGGAAGUGCUGCAUGAGCUUCGAUGGGGGACGGUGUGCGAUGAUGUUUGGGACAUAAACGAUGGAGACGUUGUGUGCAGGAUGCUGGGCUACCGUGGUGCCAAAGAAAUCCACAAAACAGGCCGCUUUGGACAAGGCACUGGGUUAAUCUGGAUGGAUGAUGUUGCUUGUGUUGGUACUGAAGACUUUAUUCACCAGUGUAAGUUCUCAGGAUGGGCGAAAACCAACUGUGGUCAUGUAGAAGAUGCAGGAGUGACCUGUAAUAUAUAGCCUGUUUCAAGUCUGUAGGAUGGACAAUUAACCUUUAAGUGUGGAUGAUUUACUGCAAGUUCAGAGGAAGCAGUGUUGUGUCACUCUACACAGCAGAAGACUCAUGAACUUAUGAACUGUGGGAGAGUAGGAGGCCCUCGAGGUCAGACACAGGGUCAACAUAUACCAGCGAUGAACACCCAAAUACUCCAGCCAUAUCCAUCAGACAGGGAUAAAAACCAUAUCCCGCAUCUAAUAGAAAAGUGUGUGUGUGCUCUAUGCUGCUGCUUGUGUUUGUGUGUGUUUAUAAUAUAUAUAUAUAUUUUAAUGAAAGCCCAGCUGCAGUUUACAUUCUGUACAGAUAGAUGCAUUUAACUUUCCAAAGACUUUUAUGAAGACAUUUUUGAAUGCUAGUAUAUUUUUUAUAACAUUUAACUCAUAAAGUAUUUAAAAGGCUUGUGGGUAGUUGCAAAUGUGCCUUUAAACUAUAACUUUGACCAUGACAUGGUCAGCAAUUGUAUACCUCAAUUACAGUCUGUAUUCAUUGUUCAGUAGCUUCAUUAUAACACUAAACUACUGUAUCAGUAUUGGUAAUCUUGAUUGUACAACAAUAAAUUAUUUACCGAUUGUAGUGAUGAAUUAUCCAGUGUGUGAAUAAUGAAAAUGAUACAACGAAAUAAAAUGUAUAUUAUAAAUCA
Pimephales promelas (fathead minnow) is the source of this 2847-nucleotide messenger RNA. RefSeq names its product scavenger receptor class A, member 5 (putative) (gene scara5). Gene Ontology annotation, cellular component: plasma membrane. Gene Ontology annotation, biological process: zymogen activation; iron ion transmembrane transport. The record is from RefSeq and is a predicted model, not a curated record. Gene Ontology annotation, molecular function: ferritin receptor activity; serine-type endopeptidase activity. NCBI's taxonomy places the organism in Eukaryota, Metazoa, Chordata, Actinopteri, Cypriniformes, Leuciscidae.